UGUACCGGCAUGGAAAACAUGUUACAGUUCAUGAAACUAGUGGGACAGUUAAAGCGGGUGCCGCGGACAGGUUGGGUUUACCGGAACGUGAAGCAGCCGGAGAGUGUGUCUGAUCACAUGUACAGGAUGGCAAUGAUGGCACUAACAAUACAAGAUCCCAGCAUGGACAGAGACAGGUGUAUCAAGCUGGCUUUGGUCCAUGACUUAGCAGAGUGCAUCGUGGGUGACAUCGCUCCAGCGGACAAUGUCAGCAAAGCCGAAAAACACAAAAGAGAAAAGGAGGCGAUGGUUCGAAUCACAGGCCUGCUGAAUGAAGAUCUGCGUAAGGAGCUAUACCAGUUGUGGGAGGAGUAUGAGAACCAGUCGAGCGGUGAGGCGAGGCUGGUGAAGGAACUGGAUCAACUGGAGAUGAUCCUACAGGCUCAUGAGUAUGAGGAACUGGAGGGAAAUCCCGGUCGACUGCAGGAAUUCUUCACCUCCACUCAAGGCCGUUUUCAUCACCCACACGUCGUAGCUCUGGUGAAGAGUUUAAAUGAGGAGCGAGAGCAUCACAUGGCUACAGGAUCAGAUCCAGGAUCAGAGAAACCGACAGAACCGAACUCCAACCCAACAACAAACUGCUCAUGACCUGCCUGUUUCAUAUCAACACAUACUGUAUAUUAAUUCUUUUUUUAUUGUUUCAUAAUUGAGGAUGGUUGGUAUCCUGAUCAGGGUCUCUGUCAGUGUAGAAGCACUGGAUGUAAGGUGGCUAUUUGAAGAAACCAGGAGCUGAAGAUCAAACCCCGGUACCCUGGAAAUACACUUUAUUACCAGAAGUAAUGCAGACACCUCCCCGAUUAUUACGUUCAUGCGUUACAGCCACACCCAUUGCUGACAGGUGUAUUUAUGUUUAACUAUAUGAAAUAAAGUGUAUAGCAGCCUG
Trichomycterus rosablanca is the source of this 922-nucleotide messenger RNA. It is a transcript of the gene hddc2, whose product is annotated as HD domain containing 2. Lineage: Eukaryota; Metazoa; Chordata; Actinopteri; Siluriformes; Trichomycteridae. The record is from RefSeq and is a predicted model, not a curated record. The transcript has 6 exons. Gene Ontology annotation, molecular function: 5'-deoxynucleotidase activity. Gene Ontology annotation, cellular component: cytoplasm. Bases 10 to 627 code for a protein of 205 amino acids.